GCUGAUUUCAAACUCCAAAUUAUUAUAACACCAAACAAUGGAUAUUGUUUUUGAUUAUUUAACACACACGAUGGAAGCAACGGCAAAUAUUUCCACCUAUUGUCAUGAACUUUAUAAUUAUUUGAUAUAUGAUUUAGCAGAUCCAAGAACAAAUGAUUGGUAUUUAGUUAAACACCCCGUCGUUUUUCCAAUUGUCAUGAUCUAUUUAUUUGUAAUUUUAAGAGUAAUACCGAGAUUUAUGAAACAUCGAAAACCGUUUGAAUUGAAAUCAGUGCUAAUCGUUCAUAAUUUUCUUCAAGUUUUAAUUAGCAUAAUUAUAGUAGCUAUAGGUGUAACAGGAGGAUAUUUCACCCAAACCAACUUUAGAUGCCAACCAGUUGAUAAUUCUUAUAGCAAACAUGCUGUUUUUAUGAUGAUAGGAUGUUACGCAUAUUAUCUAGCGAAAUAUACUGAAUUAUUAGAUACAGUUUUCUUCGCACUCAGGAAAAAGAACAAUCAAAUCACGUUUUUGCAUCUUUAUCAUCAUUCUGUGAUGCCAAUGAUUAGCUGGGGUGCCACUAAAUAUUAUCCUGGCGGUCAUGGAACUUUUAUUGGUAUGGUUAAUUCUAUGGUACACAUCGUUAUGUACACGUAUUAUUUAAUAUCCGCAAUGGGACCAAAAUAUCAGAAGUUUUUAUGGUGGAAAAAAUAUAUUACAACAAUACAAUUGCUUCAAUUUGGUUUAAUUUUCGUUCAUCACAUGCAACUUCUCUUCUAUGAUUGUGGUUAUCCUAGAUGGGUAACAAUUCUGAUCAUGCCAAACGCAUUCUUCUUUUAUUACUUAUUCUCUGACUUCUACAACAAAGCUUACUCGGCUAAGAAGAAGCUUACAGCAGUUAAUGGUGUAGCCAAAAUAGAACACGCUAAAGGUUACAAAGAAACUAACAAAGCAAACGACGUACUCAACGGAGACAUUGCUAAGAAAUCUUUGUAGUGGAUAGAAAAUGUUCCUAUUAUUUUAUAACAAAAAUAUGAUUUAAUUAAUGAUAAUUUAAGUAUUAGUAUAUGCGAAAGUGUGAUGAGAAAUAAAUAUGUUAAUAUUAUAUAAUAUUAACAUUAAAGUUCCGUUGUUAUAUACCUUUUAGAACGCAUAGUUUUUAAAUGGCUGUGUGUAUUAAAUAAAAAGUAAUAGAAUUUGAAUAAAAACAUGGUCAAUUUGAAAUUUUGAUACAGUUUACUGUGUUAGAAUUAAGCCGUAACAAACACGCAAUUUAGAGCUCAAUUGUUAAGGUAGAAUAUUUGUUAGUAGGAUCGUAUUAUGUAAAAUUAAA
Molecule: messenger RNA, 1310 nt
Organism: Onthophagus taurus
Lineage: Eukaryota; Metazoa; Arthropoda; Insecta; Coleoptera; Scarabaeidae
Gene: sit
Product: stuck in traffic
Biological process (GO): very long-chain fatty acid biosynthetic process; fatty acid elongation, monounsaturated fatty acid; fatty acid elongation, polyunsaturated fatty acid
Cellular component (GO): endoplasmic reticulum membrane
Molecular function (GO): fatty acid elongase activity
Source: RefSeq, a predicted model, not a curated record